AUGGACCCCAUAAUCGAGUUCAUAAAGGAGGGGGUGCGCCUAGCGGACAGGCAGCAGACACGAAAGUUGCAAUCGAGAUGUGCUAAAAACACCCUCAUGAACGGGAAGCUAUACUGCAGAGGUUACAAUUUCCCAAACCUCAAGUGCGUGACAGAGGAAGAGGGAGAAGUGAUCAUGGGAGAAAUUCAUGAAGGGGUAUGCGGGAAUCACUCUGGAUCCCGGUCGUUAGCACAUAAGGCACUACGCACAGGGUUCUUCUGGCCCAACAUGGGUGUCAUGACAGAUAGGAUGUCGGAGAGAUGCCGUAAAUGCCAUUUGCACGCCAACGGGAUACAUUCCCCUUCUAUUGCUCUGUCAGUCUUAUUGUCGCCCUGGCCUUUUGCACAAUGGGGCCUUGACCUCAUCGGGAUACUGCCAACGGCACCCGGGCAGUUCAAGUACGUGAUAGUGGUUGUUGACUAUUUCACGAAAUGGGUGGAGGCAAAGCCCUUGGGGAAGAUAACCACCGAGUGUGUGAAGAAUUUCCUGAUGAAGAACAUCUACUGCAGAUUCGGGGUCCCGGAGACAAUCGUCACGGACAAUGGUACACAAUUCAAAAAUAACCAUCUAAUUGAAUUCACAAAGGACAUGGGUACCAAGAUGGCAUUCGCGUCGGUGGCACACCCGUAG
Messenger RNA from Fragaria vesca subsp. vesca, 669 nucleotides. RefSeq names its product protein NYNRIN-like. Lineage: Eukaryota; Viridiplantae; Streptophyta; Magnoliopsida; Rosales; Rosaceae. The coding region runs from base 1 to 669 and encodes 222 amino acids. The record is from RefSeq and is a predicted model, not a curated record. The transcript has a single exon.